AUGACUUCCAACAACAGCUACCACCUCGACGGGGAUGCUAAAACUGCGCCACGAGCGUCAACAUCUGCAAUGCAUACCGAGGACCACGGCAAUAUCGCUUCCUCCACACGGGCAUUGAUUCCUUUCACAGAUCAUGUGUUAGCUCAUGGGGACUUCAAGCUUGAUCCAUAUACCCCUGGUCAGUACACUCAGUUCUUCUACGAGCUUAAUUUUCUGACAGACUGUAUCACAGAAGCGUACUCCAUCACCGAGAAGCCGACGAUGUACUCUGCCGAUGGCUCUGUCGUCGAGAUCGAACUCCCCUCCUCAUGUCACAUCGCGGUCAUCGAAUGGCCCAAGCCGAACCCAGACUUUACGAUCUUCAACCGCCUGCCUUAUGAGCUCAGACUGCGAAUCUGGUACUUCGCAUUACCAGCAGCACGCCUUGUACUCGUCACUACCAUCGUCACCCGGUAUGAAAUGACGGUCUUGAUGAAACCCAUUGGCCAAGUUCGCUACGACAAGGAGAUGCAAAGAUUAAGAUUGGUUUGUAGGGAAUCCCGAGAUGUCUUCGAGAGUAACUAUCGCGUACUUCCGAUACUCGGCUCAAGCAUUGGAUCACUAUGGGACGAAGACCUUGCACCCGAGAACUACUCCGGGCUUGGCAACAACGACCUCCAAUUCCGGAACACUGGCCCCUGGUACGUUGACGAGAGGAGAGAUACACUCUUCAUACAUAAGAACAUAAAAGAUAUCAUGGAAAAAAACGCAUGGCUUGACAUGUCCCGACUUACAAACCUUGCGGUCCGUACUCGUUUAUUCACCGAACUCGCCGAUGAAGGGGAUACAGGCUUUUGCAAUAUAAAGCUUGCCUUGGAAUUUGUAGAGCAGUGUCGAGUAUUGAAGACCCUUACCCUCGAAAUCUACUCGGCAAACUUUCCAAAUCAAAAUACAGGCUAUAAAUUUGAGCCUCACUUUCUCGAGAUCAACCGCGAUUUUGCUGACUAUUUACCCGCUCAAGUGAUCGGCCCAUGGAGCGAGAGCUACCAACGAUAUGCAUCACGACUUGCCAGAAAGUUUCUGAACAAUGCGGAUGAUGUCAGAAGAGAAAUCCAAGGGUAUCUAGCAGAUAAUCCAGAAAGCAGACUGAGGAUGGUGGAGAUCAAAGUCUGCACCUUAGCCACGAUAGAAGGCCCAGCAUGGCUAACCAAGAUGGUCAAUCUUCUCCCUACCAACCCGCAGUAUUCCGAUGUCUGCUUCCGCAUGGAGAUGCCGUUUCGCGAUACAUCGGUACCGCACUAUCUUUUGUUCGACUGGGCUAAGACUCCGUGUCGCUAUGAUGGCACGAUCAAUUGGCUGGAGCCAUACGAGAGCAUAUCCGAGAUGUUCCGGCAGGCGGGUGAUGAGGAAUAG
Molecule: messenger RNA, 1392 nt
Organism: Drepanopeziza brunnea f. sp. 'multigermtubi' MB_m1
Lineage: Eukaryota; Fungi; Ascomycota; Leotiomycetes; Helotiales; Drepanopezizaceae
Source: RefSeq, a predicted model, not a curated record